This is a messenger RNA of Ordospora pajunii, 615 nucleotides long. RefSeq names its product GTP-binding protein. The transcript has a single exon. Gene Ontology annotation, biological process: vesicle-mediated transport. Bases 1 to 615 code for a protein of 204 amino acids. NCBI's taxonomy places the organism in Eukaryota, Fungi, Microsporidia, Ordosporidae. Gene Ontology annotation, molecular function: GTPase activity; GTP binding. The record is from RefSeq and is a predicted model, not a curated record.
AUGUCCAUGCCGAAGAUAGACUAUCGAUACAAGAUAAUUGUUCUUGGUGAAAGCGAUGUGGGGAAAACUUGCUUGCUUCACAAGUACAAGGAGGACGACUUCAAGCAGUCAUUGAUGACAACAAUAGGUGUGGAUACUGUUUCAAAGAGUAUUGUCCUGGAUGGCAAGAACAUAAUGCUGAAUAUCUGGGACACUGCAGGACAGGAAAGAUUUUUUUCAAUAACAAAGAGCUACUACAGGAAUGCCGAUGGAAUCCUGCUGAUCUUCGACGUCAGUGACGAAAGAACGUUUUCGUGUGUUGACAGGUGGGUUGGGAGAAUUCGCGAGGAAACAUGCAAUGUCCCACUUUUUCUUGUGGGGAACAAGAAGGACAAGGUUGCAAGCUCAACUUAUAAUGCAAUGGAAAGCAAGUUCAAGCAAAAGGCCGAGCAAAUAGGUGCCAGAUACUACACUACAAGUGCAAAGACCGGUGAGAAUGUAAGCUGUAUAUUUGAAGAUAUGGCUACGGAUCUAUUGGAAAAGCAAGCACUUGGAAGGAGAUGGGAUCCUCAGAAUCUGUUUGCUCCUCCAAAAAACGCAAAGGGAGAUAAAGUGAAGCACAAGUGCUGUUUCUGA